Molecule: messenger RNA, 2642 nt
Organism: Dermacentor andersoni
Lineage: Eukaryota; Metazoa; Arthropoda; Arachnida; Ixodida; Ixodidae
Product: DNA polymerase lambda-like
Biological process (GO): double-strand break repair via nonhomologous end joining
Cellular component (GO): nucleus
Molecular function (GO): DNA binding; DNA-directed DNA polymerase activity
Source: RefSeq, a predicted model, not a curated record
CACAGAACACCGUGACGCGAUCUGAAAGUGGGGUGGAGAGUCAUCGAAGUUCGUUCUUUAUUCUAUGGUAUCGUCCGUUUUGUUCGCGGCAUGGUUCGCGGUUUCGUUCGUUCGGGCUCGGCGUCGUUGCAUAAUUAAUAUUGUAGUCAUGCUUGCGAUGGCUUUAAGGGACAUUGAGGAGCAGCAGCAAUCGAAACAGUUUAAAUUCGGUGGAGACAUGUCACUGUUCGCGUGAACGGCUGUUGUCAGCAUCGGUUUCAAUGUGUUCGUAAGCGAAUGUGCCCGACUGUGUACGUCUGAUCGUUGUUGUUAUAUCAUUACAAUGUUUUCAGGAGCUCGCAUGUUUAUUGUGCCUACAGGCAUUGGGGGCCCACGGGUGAACCUUUAUAAGAGUAAAGUGAUGGAGCACGGGGCCACAGUUGUGAGUGACGAAAACUUGGCCACACACGUAGUCGUGGCGGAGUCGCUGGACGGAGACCGUAUUUCUAAAAUAGUGGACACAGCAAACUUGCAUACAUCCGUGAAAAUCGUAAAAUGUACGUGGUUAAGCGAGUGCUUCAAGAGUAGAUCAUUGCUCGAAACAACUACGUACGAGCUGCACUGCAAGCCAUCCCCGAGUGCUUUCACAAUGUGCUGCCAAGAUUCUAACGGCGCCCCUUCUAAACGGGCAAGACUUUUUCGUGAGCCUGCAGAUCUUGCACCUCAGCCUGGUGUCUCUCGGAGCGCCGAAUCCUCGAUACUGCAUCGAACAGCCGUUUCGGACAAGUGGGUGUGCGCAGUUGCCUCCACAGACGUUCCUGUGAAUAAGAAUUCCCACAUAACUGACCAAUUGGAGGCCAUGGUUGAAACCUACCAAAGCACUAAAGACCACUGGAGGGCCCUUGGUUAUGAAAAAGCCAUCAUGCAGCUCAAGCGGCAUGCUACUGAGAUCACCACAUGGGAGGAAGCAAGGGCCCUGCCUAAUGUUGGGAAAAGGCUCGCAGACAAAAUUUGGGAGAUUGUUCAGCAAGGCAGGCUCCAAAAACUGGAGGAAUUCCAAAGCCAGGAGCAUCUUGUUGCACAGAACCUGUUCACAAAAGUCUGGGGUGCCGGACCAUCAACAGCACAAAAGUGGGUCCAGCAGGGUUUUCGUUCACUGGAAGAACUUGCCGCCAAGGGAAGUCUGAGCAGCCAACAGAAGAUUGGGCUCAAGCACUUCCAUGACUUCCUUGACAAGAUGCCAUAUGCUGAAGCAAGGCUGAUUGCAGACACAGUGAAGACAGCUGCCCUGUCGAUCCAGCCUGGACUCGAGGUGAUUCCGUGUGGCUCCUAUCGCAGAGGCAGAGCCAUGUGUGGCGAUGUUGACAUUCUGAUCACACACCCUGACGGCAAGUCUCAUGAGGGUGUGCUCGGCAAGAUUCUACAGGUCCUUCACGAAAGCAGCUUUCUAACUGACGACCUUGCUGUACCACAUGAGGGUGGUAGUCCCAGGAAGUACAUGGGUGUUUGCAGGAUACCAGAAGAUGGCAGUAAGCAUCGUCGGCUGGACAUCUUUGUGGUGCCCCAGGAGGAAUUUGCCUGUUCUCUACUAGCCUUCACUGGUUCUGCCCAUUUUAAUCGUUCCAUGCGCCUCCUGGCUCGUCGCAAGAGCAUGUCCCUCAAUGACCAUGGCCUUUAUGCAGAUGUUUGCAGAACAGGGGAAGAAAAGAUAAGUCGUGGAAAACGGCUUCCCACGCCAACAGAGGAAUCCAUUUUUGAACACCUUGGGCUUGAAUACCGACCUCCUGAAGAGCGAGACCACUAGCUAUAUAGAUAUUAUAGAGUUUAUGUCUUUAAAAUUUAUAAUGUAUUCACUUGUAAAUUUAUAUUCUUAGUAGUGGAUUUCUGAAAAAAUGUGUGAUUUGUUUCUCAAUGAGCCUUUAUAAAAUACAGAAUAUUUAUAUAUUAUGUAUUGAGAGAGCACGCAAGUAUAUGCGUCUCUCAGUAGAUGUUAAAGUUCAGUCGGAGAGCUAUUAUUUGGAAGAAAACACUUGAAUGAACACAUUUGUGCUAUUGCAUCACAAUUAAUGCCGUGAUAGCAUGUAAAAUGCCAAAUGAAUGUGAAAAGAUGUAUGAUCUCAGCAUGGUGAGAAAAGAUUUACUGGGUGUUGCAGUAAUUCCUAUUCACUUGUAUUGAAUGGUUCUUGUGCGUGUGUAGCGUGCAUGUGAGUGAGUGAGCAAAUGAGUGUGUGCAUGCUUGAAUGCAUGGCAGCAUGGUACACAUUCAUGUGCACCAGACUGCUCCACAUGAGUGGGUAUUCUGUAGGUCGACAUGUCAAUUUUGUCUGCAGCUGAAGUUCGGAUUGGAGGGGCCGAUCGGCUGGGCAUGCGAAGGAGACAGGUGCCCCCACCCAAUCAGAACAUCAGAAGCUGACAAAAUGGACUUGUCCACUAGGUAAAAACUUACAGAAUACACCCCCAGAAGUGUGAACAGUUAUUUUUAUCCUCUCUUAAUUAAAGAUAUUUCUCCUAUGUUCGCUGCUGUACAUCAAGAAGUCAUCAAGGGACACAGAAUUUCAUUCCAAUUUCAGAAGUUGACCUAAUUACAUGAAAGGCUUGUUGUAUGCGAGUUGAUGGUUGUGUGCAUCUUGUUGUCGGUCUCAUUAAAUCAUGAUGGGCUUGCA